Molecule: messenger RNA, 10649 nt
Organism: Lutzomyia longipalpis
Lineage: Eukaryota; Metazoa; Arthropoda; Insecta; Diptera; Psychodidae
Gene: apolpp
Product: apolipophorins
Exons: 7
Coding region: 419-10486 (3355 amino acids)
Biological process (GO): lipid transport
Molecular function (GO): lipid carrier activity
Source: RefSeq, a predicted model, not a curated record
GUGAGCAUCUUCUCUAUGUGUAUGAGUGUGAUAAGACGCACAAAAGGGAGGCUGCUUGCCUAUUUGACCUCUCACUCAUACACACGACCCCCCCGCGUAGUGGUUUGCAUGUGAAGAAAGUUCAUAAGGACGUUUGGGAAAUUUUUUCAGCCCCAUUACAGUGAUCAUUCGGUCGUGGCGGAGUGAACACUUGUUGGGAGCAACGCAGUACGUAGCUGGCAGUACCGCUGGCUGGAUCUCACAGUGUGGCUAUAAUUUCCAAUAUCUGUGUCCAAAAGUGAUCCAAAGUGUUCCAACAACAACGGAAAUUCUUCUCUGGACAUGAAAAGUGACCGAGAAGUCGCAAAAGAAAUAGUUUAACAAAGUGCUGAGGAAAUAAAAAAAUCAAUAGAAGAAGGAGUUUGAUCAUUUUCUUGCGAUGGCGCGUUUUUUGGCCAUCUCCAUCGUCACGGUGGCCCUCCUUGUGGCUUAUGUGGCCCCAGCUGCGAUUAAAGGUAAAUGCAACCUGGAGUGCUCAGCAGCCAAUAAUCGCGUAAAGCUGCAAACGGGUCAGGUGUACCAGUACAAGGUUGAAUCAUCAGCUGGUGUCCUCCUGGCUGGAGUUGAUGCAAUUGAGCGGCGUGUUCGUUUUGAAGCUGAAGCCUCUGUCUUUGCCAUUGAUAAAUGCAAUUUUGCCGUAACCGUGUCGAAGAUCACCCUCCACGGGGCGGAUGAUAAGAAAUUCUCUCCUGCUGAAUUGCUAACGAAUCUCGCGAAGCCCGUCAAGUUUGCUCUGGGCAGCGAGAACAUUUGCACGCAGGAAGAUGAUGCCACGUUCUCCGUUAACAUUAAGCGUGCCAUUGCUUCGGCUUUUGUGAAUGGCGGGGAUGAUGGCAGCGUAACUGAUCACGAUAUCUUUGGAACGUGCCAUUCGGUGGUGAGUGUGAGUCAACAGGGUGGUGUGACGAUCAUCAAUCGUGCGAGGAAUCUCAAUCUCUGCAGCGGAAGGGAAACUCUCGGGCAUACCCUGUCAGGGAGUGUCUUUAAUGAGGCUUCUGGGAUCAAGUCAACGCCUACGCUGAAUGGUGACUACAGCAGUGAGGUCAGGCUAAAGGGUGGUGUUGUUGAUUCUGCAACAGUUGAUGAGGAAUACCGAUUUGUUGCCUUCUCAACUGCCUCAGCGGGAGCAAGGGCAAAGGUUCAGACAAAGCUUCGUCUCAGUGGAAAUUCAAAAGGAGCCCCAAAGAAUGUUGAAGCUGCAACGGUUCAGCGUGGAAUUGCCUUUGAGACUCCACGUGAAGGUGGUGCAGCAACAUCUCAACGGUUGAGGGAUGUUAUUCGUGAGGCUGUGGAUAGUUUUGCCGAUGGCGUUGGGGCCAAUGCAACAUCCCAGUUUGUCGAUAUUGUCCGUUUGUUGCGCGACACCGGGAAGAAUGACAUCAAAACCACCUUCCAGACAAUUGUUUCCAAAUCCCUCCAUGAGCGUAGUGACUUGGCACGGAAGAUUUACUUGGAUGCUCUCUUCAGGACAGCUACGGGUGAUGCUGUUGAGGCAAUUAUUGAUCUCCUGAGUGGACGUGCUUUCACACCACAGGAACAACGUCUGGCUAUGCUGAGUAUGAAUCUCGUAACAUCCCUGGAUCGCGAUUCAAUUAAUUCCUUCCAAAAACUCACCCCAAACACCCCAAAUGUCCUUCCGGAAGCCCUCCUGGCAACGGGAACACUCGUGCGGAAGUACUGUGAUCAGUACUCGUGUACAGAUGAGCAGCUCGAUAAGGUUUUGGAUCGUUUCACGGGGCAUUUGCAUCAGUGUCAGCCACGGAAGAAGAAGGAGGAGGAUGUCAUUGUGACAGCCCUUAAGGGAAUUCGCAACACUCACGGCUACAUUGGGCGCAAGCUGGUGGACAAUGUGAUUGCGUGCACGCAGAAGAAUACCAAGUCGAGGAUUCGUGUUGCUGCCAUUGAAGCACUCGAGGGUGUUUCAUGUGAGAAGCGCGUCUACGACAAUCUUGUGCAACUCCUGGAUGAUGUUGCUCAAGACCCAGAGCUGAGACUUCAGGCCUACCUUGCCCUGACUAAAUGCCCAACGCCUCAGUUGGCUGAUCAUCUGCAGAAACUCCUCGAUGGGGAGGAAAUUCAACAAGUUGGAGCCUUCAUCACGAGUCACCUUGCUUCAUUGAGAGCUACAACAGACCCAGCACGACAGACAGCAAGGGAAGUUCUGGGACGUGUGAGAACAGCCAAGAGAUUCCCCUUUGAUCUCCGUCGCUAUUCGCAUUCACGUGAACUCUCCUACGCUGUGGAUUCCCUCGGAUUGGGUGCUUCCGUUGACAGCAACAUCAUCUACUCCCAUUCAAGCUUCCUCCCACGUUCAGCUACGGUUAAUGUUACAGGAGAACUCUUUGGGAAUGCCUUCAAUGUGCUCGAUCUCAGUGUACGUCAAGGGAAUCUCGAUAGUGUCAUUGAGCGCUAUCUCGGUCCAAAGGGAAUCUUAUCCUCCAAAUCUCCCCAACAACUUUACGAUUUCCUCAAGAAAACCGUUGAAGAUGCUCACAAGAGAACCGAAGGGCUCCUCAGGGGGCGCCGCGAUGUCUCCAAAGCUGAUCUGAAUGCCUUUGCAAAGAACGUCAUCCUGCCCAAUGAUGUAACAUCGUCUGAUUUGGAUUUGGACGUCAGUGUUAAAUUCCUGGGCAAUGAAUUGGUCUUCCUGUCGCUUGGAGAUGAUCUACCAACCACCCCGGAUGACGUUGCAGCACAACUCAGUAAGAUUGUGAAGGAAUUCCUCGAUGGAGCAACGAAAUUCCAGAGAAACUUCGAAGCUCACGCAUUAUUUGUCGAUGGGGAGCUAAGCUAUCCAACAGCUGGUGGUCUUCCACUUCGCUUGACGGCUCAUGCAACGGGUGUUGUGGGUUUGGAGACAAGUGGUGCCAUUGAUAUUCGUCGCCUGUGGCGGAACCCAUCGCAAUCACCUGUUCAGCUGAAGGUUGUCCCCUCGGCUAAUUUGGAACUUGUUGGAGCACUCCUUGUUGAUGCUUACGCUGUUACAUCGGGCAUCCAAGUGUCUGGAUCUGUGCACACCUCAACUGGAGCUGAUGUGAAGGUUUCCUUCCAGGAGAAACCCUGCAAGGUUGACGUGAAGAUCUCCAUGCCGCGCAAGAAGCAGGAAAUCUUCAGCAUCAACCACGACAUUGUUUUGUACACUCGUGAACGUGGCCAACAGAGUGUUUCAGUGCCGUUGCGCUUCUCAUCCAAACGUACCGCCUUCAAUGGAUGCUUCGAUCAACUUCAUCGCUACACCGGCGUCACCUUCUGCACGGACUACAAUGUUACCAUUCCUGGGAAUACGGGUGUUGCUCCAUUCCCCCUCAAUGGUGCCAAUCGCAUUGCAGUUUGGCUGGAAGUUGACUCAUCCUAUCACUUUGCCUUCAGUCACAGUCACAAAGACGAAAGCCUUCAGUACAUUAGAUUCACCUUUGAUACACCUGAUUCAUCUGAUCCACGCACAACAACUCUUGCCUUUGAAUCGGCAACAUCUCCCAACAUUUUCGUUAGAGCUGAACUUGAUUCACCCUAUCGAAAGGUAAUGGGAGAAGCUGGACUUGCUAAUAAUGAAAAGGAAGUUGCUCUGUAUGCCAAAGCAAAGGAUCAAGGGAAUGAAUACAUUGCAAAGAUUGGCUUUACAAAGGAUGAAGCAAAGCGCGAAUACAGCCCAAUACUCGUGGUUAAGACACCAGCAAGCAGGGACAAUACAGCCCUCGGGUAUAGCGUUGAAGGGAAGAUUAAGGUGAAUGAUGGUGGUGGUCAGAUGCGCUACGAUCUGCAGGAUAUCAGACUCAAGGGAGGCUACUUCACAUCCAACCCACUCACUGUGUCUGGAACUGUUACCCAACGUGGUACAGCCUUCGAUACAGACCUCAAGAUUGACCAUCGUGGUGAUACGGGAACAGUCAAGGGCUCGUUGCAAUUUGAAGCGAAUCGCCUGAAUUUGGAUCUCAAAGUUAAAUGCGGCUGGCAUGCAAAUGUCCAAUACAAAGUUUCCUAUCAGACAAAUGAGAUUCUCAAUCAUUUGGAACUUGACUAUGGAUACGGAUCAGGUGGGAGUCAUCACAUUAAGGCGCUGCAGCAGUGGCGGCAUAAGUACUCAAAGUACCGCCUAGAGGAGCUUCUUUUCAACAAUGAGCUGGAGCUGAGUCAUCUUCCAUUGAAAGCCCGUCUCAAUGGGAACUUUGUUGAUGGAUCAGUGAUCAAGUAUGACGUUGGGCUGGAGUACGGUGGCAAGGAGGCUUCAUCGAAGUUGGAUGUGAAGCUCAAUGAGAAGACAAAGGGCGACUAUGCCGUUGAAGCUGAUGCAUCGAUCAAUAAGAAGAAGUUGAGUGUUAUUGCUAAGCGCAUUGUGCAGGAGAAUGCCUCAAAGUACUCCAAUCGUUUGUUCACCAGCACAGGGUUGAGCCUUGAAGCGAAUGGUGUCAUUGGGCAUAGGAUCAGUGCACAGGAAGCGGACAUUGUGGCUGAUGCAAAGGCACAAUUUGGUGAGAAACAACAGCCGUAUGUUGCAAAGUUUGAGCUGAAACUCAAACCACAGGGUGGCAAUACGCACGGCUCCUUGUCUGCGGGUAAAAAUGAUCUCGUCACCUUCAAGGGGACACUCAAUCGCAAGGGAAACACCCAAGAUGGUAACAUGCAGGUCACGGUUAAGGAAAUUCUCGAAGGCUCAGGUGAUUUCACCGCAACUGGUGGCAAUGGCACUGCAACGGUCAAUCUGAACGUUCUCAAGCUCUCAAAGGGAAUAAAGGUUGUCACAAAUUUUGCCAUUGAAGCUCCAAUCUACAAUGUUGCAACGGAAGUCUUCUACGACACAGCCAAUGGUGGCGGACGACGUACCCUUCGCGUUGAUACGCGCAAUCUCGUUGAGAGUCAAUCCUUCCGCAGCAAUAAUGAAGUUGAAGUCUUCACCGAACGGUAUGUGUGCAACGUUGAGGGUGCUCUUGAUGGGAAAGCCGGAGAUGGUGUGUUGACGGGACAAUUUGAUGUAACCCUCCCAACGGGUAGGAAGCUAAGUGGUUCAAUAAAGCGUGAAGUACGUCCACAGGGAGAUGGAAUUCGGGGAAGCAAUGAAGUUGCAGUUAGUGAUAAACUCCCGAAUAAUCAAGUCCGUUCAUUGUCCCUCUCAUCGCAACUCCUCAAUGCCAAAUGGAGUGAGAAGAUCUUCCAGGCUAAGCACACUGUUGUGUACAAAGAUCUCGACGGGAAGGAUGUGACGGUUAAGCUGGAUUUGCAUCAUAAGGCUGCUAAGGAGAACACUCGGGCAAUUGAUGGUGAUUUGAGUGUUGCUGGAAGUCUCUUUGCACGCUCCAUUAAGGUAACACUGCGCGUUCCGGAAUAUUCGCAGGAUCAUGCGGACUUCAAUGUUGCCGUAAAGUCGGAGAAAGAUGGAGAUGUUCAGCUUGUUGGACGCUACGUAAUUGGGGGACGUGCAAAGGCAAAUGAGUACGAUGUUACCUUUUCCGGAAGUUCCAAGGGUGACAAAGCACGCACGAUUGAGGUUAAAUCCAGUGGAAGCUUCCUCACUCCGCAGGUUGAUCAUGGUGUGUAUGACACCAAGUGGAAGCUGAGCGUCAAGACAGACGGCAAGGAGUCUCAUGUAAAUGUUGCCGGAGUUGCAAAUGAGGAUCAUGCAAAUGUCAAAGUUGACCUGAAGCUUCAUGAGAGGGAUCCUGUUUCCGUUGCUCUUACCUACAACCACGAAGAGACUCCUGAUGGUCAAAGUGGGAAAUGCAAUCUCGAAGCGGAAGUUAAUUAUGCCAAGGAUAAGAAGAUUCACGGAAAGGCUGUGCUUAAGCGAACGGAAGGAAGGGAAAUUGAUCUGCACGCCACACUGGAGACUCCCUACGAGAAGGCCUCAAAUGUUGUUUUUAACGUAAAGGCCGCUAAAACCAAUGAAGGUGUUGUCCGGAGUGCUGUCGAUGUGACCGUUAACAAGGACACAUACGGGCUGAACAGUGCUGUUGUCUUGUCCGAUGCAAACCCAUCUGUGGACCUUGUUGUAAUCUAUCCGAAGAAGGAGGUGAAGUUCUUUGCUGGGUUUGCCCGUGUUGGCGAGAAGAAGUACAACGGGAAGGUUAAAAUUGAGAAUCUCCUUGAUUACAAUGUUGAUGCAACGGGUGAAAUUGCAGCAGCUUCCAUUGAGAACUUUGCAGCAAAGGUGGACAUUGAUGCACCUAAAUUGAAAUUGGACAAGUUCCACGGAGAACUCAAGAGUAAACAUCAGGGAGCAUCAAAGGGUGUCGAGGUGCAGGCUUCAAAUGGUGGCAAGUCCAUCCUUACUGGUUUCGCGGACUACACCGUUGAGCAGAAUAAGACUCUGACUGUGUUUGAGGCAAAGGGGAAUGUUAAGUUCUACGAAAAGGAAAGCGAAGCGCACCUGAAGUUCAUCCAUCACACAUUGACUCAGGCUGAGAAUCAAGAAACGGGAGUUUCAUUCAUUGUUAAUGCCCAUCUCGGGCCUAAGAGUAUUGUUGGGGAACUCAAGAUAACCGAUAAGAAUGUUCAGCUGAAGCAUGCUGCCUGUGAGAAGCAACAGCAGUGUAUUCAUCUGGAUAUCCAGUCGACAAUCUCUCAGGCUGAUCUGGAUAGUUUCAAGCAUCAGAUUGUUGUGUCAAUUGAUCUGCGUAAGCUCGGGUAUUCGCAUGAGUUUGGCCUGAAGGCUGAAACAAGCAGGAAGGGCGUUGAGUUGGAUCACACAAUUGAGAUGCAUUUGCAGGCACAGGAUAAGCCACAGUAUCAGUACUCAAUGUACAUUCAUUCCAAGAGUGCCGGGGUGGUUGUAACCUUGCCAGAGCGCACAAUUGCCCUGGAGGGAGUGUUUGAGCGUCCGGAGACAUUGUUUGGCAAAUGGGAUGUGUCGGGAGCGCUGUACUUGGAUAAGAAGAAUAAACCCCAUGAGAGUGUACGUGUUGGCUUGAAGGCACACACAAAGGAACCCAAAAAGGGAUCAGGAAGCUUCGAAAGUGCUCUGACUUUUGCUCAUCCCGCAAUUAGGACACUCUCGGUGACAGCUGCUGGUGCAAUUGAUGCUACAGCGCAUGAGGCGAAUGUUAAGUUGAACUUUGAUGUCUUCAAGACAGCCGCCAAGGAGGUUGUUGUCGUUGGGAGGAUUGCAAAUACAGAGAAGGGACGUGCGUUCAAUGUGUCAGCAAGUGUGGAUGUAACCUCGAAGCAUGGGCUUGACUACCGUGCCUCCGGGCAUGCAGCUCUUGCACCUGAACGUCGGGCAGCUAGCUUCCAGGGUGAUGCUAAAUUUGCCGGAGUUCAGGGCUCGGCUCUCUUCAGUAUCACCCCGGCGGAUCUCUAUGCACGCAUUACAGCUCUGGAGGAAGAUCUCUUUGUUGCCGAUGCAAAGAUUGGUGAUAAGAGUAUUGCGGGGCAGGCAACAAUUCGUCCCUUCAAAUCCACCCCCAUUACAAUGAGUGGAAGUGCAAAGGGCCUAACUGAGGCGAAGGUUCAUCUGUCUCGGGCUAAUUUGGUAACAGUUGACGGGGAAUUUGCCAUUAAUCGUGCUGCCAGCUUCAAGAUUAACAGCCAGAAAGGGGAUAUUUUCACAGCACAAGUUACCCUCGAUCAGCAACACUUCCUCGCGUCGAAGUAUCAAAUGAACAGCGAUCAGAUGCGUCAAUUCCUGCAGGAAGUUCAGACAACAGUCAAGCAGGAUUUGGAGAAUACCAAGAAGCACAUUGAGGCAAAGGUUUCAGAGACACGCACACACAUUGCUCAGCAAUAUGGGAACAUUCAGAAGGAGAUCCCAGAGUUUGAUGCUGUUGCGAAGAACAUUAAGGAGGAAUUGUCAAAGAUCCUGCAGGAGUUGGAGAAGGAUCCCUCAAUUAAGCCAAUAAUUGAUGCAGCUGCAAAGAUCUGUGGGGUUGUUGCGAAGACCUUUGCUGAUCUCUUCGAAGUCACCGUGCAGAGCCUGAAGAAGGUCAGUGAGAUCAUUACAUCCUUCUACAGCAAUCUCGUUGAAAUCUUCAAUGCACGCAUUCUACCAUCUCUCGUUGAAUGGUAUGCAGCUGUUGAGAAGAUCCUCCACACCGUCUACCUGGACACAGUUUCCCUCCUCUCGGGAACAAUUGAGCGUGUGGCAAAGGCUCUCAAGGACUACGAAGAGGACUUCAAUAAGGUGGCAAAGGUGUCAUCGGAGACAAUUGGGCGCUUUGUGCGUGGUGCAACGGAACUCCUGACGGCAGUUCAGAAGGAAAUUGCUGAUCUUCAGCGUCUUGUACAGGACUACGUAGCAUCCCUGCCUGGAAUUGAUUUACUCAAAGAGAAGUACAACGCUUUAUUCGUUGAAUACAACAUCCCUGAGCACGUGAUCAACCUCAUGAGGGAAUUCAACACGGUAAUACGCGAUGCAGUCCCAUCGCAGGAGAUUAGGGACUUCAUUGAGAGCAUUGUGAGCUACAUUGAGGCAAAACUGGGCAAGAAGGAUGUCAAUGAUUUGGAACAUUUGAAGCAGAUCUACUCAAAGGGCGUUGUGGCCACAAAGGCGGUGAUUCAGUUGGUUAAGAGUCAACCAACUGACGUCACGGGAAGCCUCAAUGUCGCUCCCGGUGGUAUCCCACUUCCCUUCUCCCUGGACAUCCUCCGGCGUGUACCCUACAUCUCAUCCAUUCGUCUCUCACCGGUGAAUUACCUGCGAAAUGAGCGAUUCCUCACACCACGUGAUCUACUCACUUCCCUCACACCCAAUGGACGUCUCACGCUGAAUCUCCUGCCACCCUUCCCACUGGCAGGGCAUGUAAUUGAUGGGCAGCACAUUUUCACCUUCGAUGGGCGUCAUUUCACCUUCCCCGGUGAUUGUUCCUACAUCCUGGCGCGUGAUUUCCUCCAUGGAAACUUCUCUGUCGUCGCGACGCUGCAAAAGGGCAAAAUGUCCUCCGUGUCGCUUUUCGAUGGGCCCAAUGUGGCCACAGUGGACGUUGGAGGUGCAGUUAAAGUUAACGACAAAGCCGUCGAUCUGCCCGUUCACUCCGGAGACUUCCACAUCUGGCGUCGCUACUACACCGUCACCCUGCUCUCCCUUUCCGGUGCAGAAGUUAUGUGCACAACAGAUCUCAUUACGUGCCAUGUGAAAGUCAGUGGGUUCUACCGUGGACGCCUCCGAGGCAUCCUUGGCAAUGGAAAUGGUGAACCCUUCGAUGACUUCCAACUGCCAGAGGGUAAGCUUGCAGGGAAUUAUGCGGAAUUCGGCAAUGCCUACGGCGUGACACCAUCCUGCCCAGCUGUGGGUGCUUCACAUCAUCCACAUGCCCACGGAGCACCACUUACAGAGCCAUGCGCUUCACUGUUCAGCAGUGAUCCCGCUCUGAGACUCGCCUUCCUCGUGAAUGAUCCCACCAACUACCGCGAGGCGUGUCAGCAUGCCGUUGGGGAUGCACCAGCAGCAAAGAAGACAGAGGUUGCGUGCAACAUUGUCAGUGCCUACGUGAGUGCAGCACGUCUCGACGGGAUACCCGUGAGUGUGCCACAGAAGUGUUUGACCUGCUCAGAAAAUAGAAAUAUUGGGUCAACAUUCUCCGUAAAGGCACCCCAAAAGCAGGCUGAUGUUGUCUUUGUUGUGGACACGAGUCAACCACUCCUGCUGACGGAAUUCACGCAUCAAGUGGCCACGGAGCUGCGAAAGGAGUUGCGUGCCUUCGACAUGGGUGACGUGAAUGUGGCUGUGAUUGGUUUUGAGAAGCAUCACCGCUAUCCGAGUCACUUCACGCACAACGGCAAGUUGGACGUGCACGGAAAGCUCACGCCACGCGAUGAGGGUGUCCCACGGUGUGAUCUUCACCUCAAGACAGGCUUUGAGCGUGUUGAUGACUUCCUCGAGCAAUGGGCCAACACUACGGAGAAUUUGGCAGCUGAUUUGGGCUUGUCCGCCGAUGCACGUGCCUUCCAGGAGGCCAUGGCCUAUCCCUUCCGUGCAAAGGCAACGAAGAUUAUCUUUGCCGUUCGUUCAGACUCUCUAGCGCAUUCCAGCAAUCCCAGCAAGAGCAUCAUGUCAGCCUUUGCCAAUUCUCAGGUGAAGAAGCAAGGCAUUCAGCUUCAUCUCUUGUCACCCGUUGAGGAGUUCAGCAUCUCCGGGAAGGACGCAAAGGGCGCUAAGGUGAAUGAUAUUGUUGGCUUCAGCUCACGCACAGUCAUCCAGAUGGCAGAUGCAAAGAAACGCGUGAAUCCCGGGCAGCAGGCAUGGCGCAAGGCAAUCAAGUACCAAGAAGAUUUGGGCAUGGAACUCGUCCAGGAUGCCGGUGGCUUCACCUUCAUCCUGCAGAACUACCUGGCGGGCAAUCCCAAAGCGAAGAAACAAUUCACAACGGCCGUCGUGAAUGCCGUUGCAGAUCACGCGGCACGCCAUGAGACGCACCUUGAUUGUGAAUGUCAAGUUAAAUAUGGUCUCCAUGCGGAGGAGAAGUGCUCCGUGGUUGAGGUAAAGCUCCUCAAGCAAGUGCAGCGGCUGCAGAGGGGCUAAACAAAGAGUUAAGAAAUGAUGAAGAAGUUGAAGGAAAAGUGCCCAAGCGCGAUGUAUUUAAUCUAAAAAUUAAAAAGAAAAAAAAAACAGACAAGAAAUUCUCUCUCAAUGUAAGAAAAAAAACUUCCUGCAGUUAAUAAAUUGCCAAAAAUUGUUUAAAAAA